This is a messenger RNA of Rana temporaria (common frog), 980 nucleotides long. It is a transcript of the gene TMED10, whose product is annotated as transmembrane p24 trafficking protein 10. The coding region runs from base 45 to 671 and encodes 208 amino acids. The record is from RefSeq and is a predicted model, not a curated record. The transcript is spliced from 5 exons. NCBI's taxonomy places the organism in Eukaryota, Metazoa, Chordata, Amphibia, Anura, Ranidae. Gene Ontology annotation, cellular component: Golgi apparatus; endoplasmic reticulum-Golgi intermediate compartment; endoplasmic reticulum. Gene Ontology annotation, biological process: Golgi organization; endoplasmic reticulum to Golgi vesicle-mediated transport; intracellular protein transport.
CGGCGUGGCCCCGCCUCUUCCGGUUGAGCUCAGUUCCGCUCGCCAUGGCUCGGUUGGUACCGGCUGUAGCGCUGCUCCUGGCUCUGUGCGGAUCGGUUCGGUCCAUUUCCUUCCAGCUGCCGCCCAACAGCCGCAAAUGUCUUCGGGAGGAAAUUCACAAGGACGUGCUGGUGACCGGGGAGUACGAUGUGUCCGAACCGCACGGCCAGGGCCAGGUCCGCCUGAAGAUCACGGACUCUGCUCAGCACAUCCUCUACUCCAAGGAAGAAGCAUCCAAGGGGAAAUUUGCCUUCACAACGGAGGAGUAUGACAUGUUCGAAGUCUGCUUUGAGAGCAAACACCCUGCAGGCUCUGGACGUGUCCCGGAUCAGAUGAUUGUUCUCAAUAUGAAGCAUGGCGUGGAGGCCAAGAACUAUGAGGAGAUUGCAAAGGUGGAGAAGCUGAAACCACUCGAGGUGGAGCUGCGCCGUCUGGAGGAUCUUUCUGAAUCCAUUGUUAAUGACUUUGCCUACAUGAAGAAGAGGGAAGAGGAGAUGAGGGACACAAAUGAGUCCACCAAUGUGCGAGUUCUCUAUUUCAGUAUCUUCUCUAUGUGUUGUUUGAUGGGAUUGGCAACGUGGCAAGUUUUCUACCUGCGUCGCUUUUUUAAAGCAAAGAAACUCAUUGAGUAAGGGGGGACAAGGCAGUCCUUUAUAUCCCUCCCACCCCCUGUUUGUCCUCCUCGGGAGCUAAUCUGCCAGCAAAUCAUUGCCGGACUGUGUGGUCGAUCUUCCAGCAGCUACAGCCACAGGAAAUGUUUGUCUGUCGAAGUUUAUCUGGUGACCUCUCCUUCCUGCCACCCUGUACCACCUGCUACAGCACCAACAGACUGUACGCCCAGCCCCCGUCUUCAGUGCACUGCCGUUUGCAGGCUUUGCGCUUUUUCAGCUGUAUAUUUGGGAUUUGUGUUUUUCACAUUAAAAGAGGACUUGUGGGUGAAA